This is a messenger RNA of Menidia menidia (Atlantic silverside), 1741 nucleotides long. Lineage: Eukaryota; Metazoa; Chordata; Actinopteri; Atheriniformes; Atherinopsidae. The record is from the annotation of a GenBank genome assembly.
AAUGGUACAAACAACGCUAGGGAUACAUUCACGAAAAGCAACUUACCGUGGCGCAACAACUUUAAGUCGUCGGCAUCACACACAGUACUAGCUACAGUAAAACAAUGUUGCUUUGUGUAUUUUCCAACAUAUAACUUGCAUUAGCGAUUGUUUUUUAAGCUUUGCUGUGUUCGGGCGUUAUUUUUUAUCCGUCUUUUAACACACUUCCGGUUUCAGCGUUUUGAAACCGUCGGUGUUUGUGCUCUUGAACGUACCCUUUUUCUGGGUUUGCGGGAUGCCCCCUGGGUUAAGGUUUACAGCGCCACCGCAACUCCCGAUCAUUUUGCGUUGAGAAUGGACUUAACGAUGGCUGUGAGAGUGUUGUCGCGGUGUGCGAGGCGGACUUUCCUGGAGUUUGCAUCCCGCAGCAAAAGCGCCCCCACCAGAGGGACCGGUCGCCACUACUGGACGGCUUUCCGGCGGACUGUCAGUGGCCUGAGUAGUGGCCGGGCUGCAUUUGUCCUGGGCGUCCCUGCUGUGUCCUGUCUGGGCUACGAGGCUCUCCGCAGGGCGCAGAGCUCCGCCGUGGUCAGUGCGCUGGACAGAGAGGAGAUUUUGGAGCAGGCCGACUACCUGUACAGCUGCGCGGACACACAGAAGCUCUACCAGCUGCUGGCCCAGCACAAAGACAGCGAGGACGCGCAGUUCCUGUGGCGGCUGGCCCGGGCCUCGCGGGACCUGGCGCUGCUGCCCGACACGGAGGCCGAGCAGAAGAAGCGGCUGACGUUUGAGGCCUUCCAGUUCGCCCAGAGGGCCCUGGAGAGGGACGACUCCUGUUUCGCCGCGCACAAAUGGUACGCCGUGUGCCUCAGCGAUAUCGGGGAUUAUGAGGGGGUCAAGGUAAAAAUUGGAAAUUCAUACAUCAUCAGGGAGCAUCUGGAGAAAGCCAUACAGCUCAACCCCAAAGACGCCACAUCCUUACACAUUCUAGGCUACUGGUGCUUUGCUUUUGCCGAGUUGCCGUGGUACCAGCGCAAAGUGGCGGCCGUCGUUUUCUCUUCGCCGCCCACGUCCACGUUCCAGGAGGCUUUGGAAUUCUUUUUGAAAGCAGAGGAAGUCGACCCUAACUUCUACAGUAAAAACCUCCUCAUGCUGGGGAAGACGUACCUGGCCCUGAAGGAGCAGCAGAAGGCCCAGAUGUGGCUCACCAAAGCCAGGGACUACCCCGCCCACACCGCGGAGGACAGGGAGGUGUGUCCACAAGGAGGCCGUGGAGCUGCUGAAGAAGCUCGGCUGAAGGCCUGGACCUGGAUGACCGGGCCUCUCCGGACCGCGACCUGCUGGACCUUCGCACCCCCCUCCACGGCCGACGCCUCUCGGAGAUCGUCCGGUUGGCAGUCGGAGCGGGAAACGGGUGCUGAAGACACCCUGUGAAAUGCCUUUCUGUCCAAGUCCUGGUUGGAUUUGAGUGCUUUUUGAAUUACAACCGAUUAAGAGAUGUUGUCAAUUAAGUGCCCGUUCUCUCUUUUGUUGUUUUUUUCCCUUUUUAAAAUCAUAUUUCAGAUUUCCAGGUUUACAUUUACUGAUCCGACUGGAAAACUUAAAGAUAAAAUUCACCCUCAUUCACUUUGAUUUUUCUUGUUUUUUAAAAAUAAGAACCAGGACAGUGGAGCUUUGUGCCAGUUUGAUCAUAGUUCAACAUAACUGAAUCGAUUCUGUAUAAAGUAAAAACACAAGCACUAAUAAAGCAAGUAUCAUCUGU